Molecule: messenger RNA, 3182 nt
Organism: Prinia subflava (tawny-flanked prinia)
Lineage: Eukaryota; Metazoa; Chordata; Aves; Passeriformes; Cisticolidae
Gene: ERI2
Product: ERI1 exoribonuclease family member 2
Exons: 8
Coding region: 113-2161 (682 amino acids)
Molecular function (GO): 3'-5'-RNA exonuclease activity; zinc ion binding; nucleic acid binding
Source: RefSeq, a predicted model, not a curated record
CUGGGCGGUGCCGGGGCCGCGGCCGGAGCAGCCGAGAGCCGAGAGCGCGAUGGGGGCGGGCCCGCGGGAGCUUUGAAAUGGCGGCCGCUCGCUGAGGCGGCGGAGCGCGGCCAUGGCCACCAAGCGCCUGGCCAGGCGGCUGGGGCUGGCUCGGAGCAGCGCACGGGCGCGGAGCGGGGCGCGGGCGGCCGCGGGGCAGCGCUUCGCCUUCCUGAUCGUGCUGGACUUCGAGGCCACGUGCUGGGGGGACCGCGGGCGGCGCGGGCCCGAGAUCAUUGAAUUUCCAGCAGUCCUGUUAAACACCUCGACAGGAGUGCUUGAAUCUGAAUUCCACAUGUAUGUCCAGCCCCAGGAGCAUCCUAUUCUCUCGGAAUUUUGUACAGAACUAACUGGCAUAACACAGAAUCAAGUUGAUGAAGGGGUGCCUCUAAACAUUUGCUUAUCACAGUUUUUGAAAUGGAUUCAAAAGAUACAAAAGGAGAAGAAAAUUAUAUUCAGUACAGAUGGUCAGAGUAAUUCUACUUCAGAUGCAAAAGCGUGUGCCUUUGUUACUUGGACAGAUUGGGACCUGGGCGUGUGUUUGCACUACGAGUGUAAAAGGAAGCAGCUGCGCAAACCUGACAUUCUGAACUCCUGGAUUGAUCUCAAAGCGACGUACAGGGCCUUCUAUAACAGAAAGCCUAAAGGGCUGAAUGGAGCUUUGCAGGAUUUGGGGAUAGCUUUUGAAGGACGGGAACAUUCUGGGUUGGAUGAUUCCCGGAAUACUGCUCGUCUUGCUUGGAGGCUGAUUUGUGAUGGAUGUGUGCUGAAAGUUACUAAAUCUUUGGAUAAGGCACAUCAGAAGAGUAAUUUAAUUUCCAGAACACUGACUGCAAGCAUCACUGACAAGACUCCACUGGGAAGCAAGAGCAGACCUGAAACAUCUAGAGAUGGAACUUGUGAAACAAAAUCUCUGGCUGAGAACAAACACGACAGUAUUCCUGGAAACAAGAUAAAUUCUAAUGUACAGGCUGGGGAACAGCAGAUCACUUGCACUGAUCCCUCUGCAGGUGUUGUACCCAGCAGCACAAGGACUGAAUUCCAUGCUCAAUCCCAAAGCUCUUCAGCAGCAUCUACUGACAGAUUUCCUGUUCCUCUGGCACAGCCAUGUCCCAGCCCUGCACCAGCAGGCAUCGGGCAGGGACUGAGCAUUGGGCAGCCUCUGAGAACAGCCAGGCCCAGCCUCCCAGCACAGGGAUCAGGGCUGGUGCUUGUCUCCACCACCAUCCCCUCAGUUACUCUCUCCAGUGGGGACAUCAGCACCAGUUCUGAGUGCUUGUCUCUGCUGACAGACUGGGAAGAUGUUGCUUUGAUACCAGAAUCUCAAUAUGAACAAAAUUCAGACUCUGUUCAGCUCAGGGAUGACUCAAGUACAGGCAGCCCAACAGUGUUUGAAGAAGAAACUAUUUCAAAACAAUUGGCUGUGACAAGUUCAGAUAAUCAGACUUUGGAGGAAAGUGUAGCACCCAUGGAACCUCUGAGGUCUGUUGUUUACAAAAGCCCUGAUACUACAAUCUACAAUAUAGGGACAGUACCAAGGCAGACUUCAAAAUUUUCAGCUUUCAAGUUACCAUCUGCAAAGGGAAAUGCUGCUUCAGCACAAUCAGCAUUAAUGGGAAAUUACUCUACUCCUUUAGAGGCUCCUAAAAGAAAGCCAACUAGUCCAAAAACAUGCCCACCAGCAAAAAAGCAGUCUUUUAAUAUAUAUCAAGAGAAAACUUCCUCUUUUGAUCACUCCUUACCUUUGAGAAGUACAAAUUUGCCCAAAGUAUCUGCUGCUGUUCUGAACUCCACAGUCAAUUUGAAUGAGUCUGUAAGAGCUGUGAGAAAUGGAAAAUCAACUCCCCCUCUGUGUAACUGUGGCCGAAGAGCCAAAAAACUCUCUGUGUCAAAUGCUGGCCCAAAUCAGGGCAGAGCAUUUUUUUGUUGUCCUGUUGGCAAGCAAGGAGGUAAUAAGAAAAGCUGUGGCUACUUCAAGUGGGAAUAUGCACUUCUGAAAGAGAAAUCUAAUGGUCCCACCUUUAAUGCAGAUGCUUUGACCUCUCUUGGAACUGUUUCUAGUAAUACAGAAAAUUCUUUCUAUAAAAAGUAUUUGUGUCUUAGACCUUCUAUGAGAACUUGAAAAUGGAUACAAUUUUUUGUCCAAAUCCUAAACUCUCUAAGUUUCAUGCUUAAUGUAAUCAGGACAGUCAAAUGAUGUCAGAUAUAUAUUCUCAGAAUGGGACAAAAAGGACAGUUCUUGGUUAACACUGAUAGAAAGGAAAGUUGCUCAAACACAAAACAGCAGAUCAUAAAGGAACUCCUUAAUUAAGUAUGAGAGAACAGAUAAAGCUACUAAGUGCUAAAAUUAGAGUAUGAGCAGCUCUUGCUACAAUUCUUAAAUUUCUCUUCUAUCAUAGAUUUUAAAUACUUUACUAGUCCAGUCCUUAAAGAUUUCAAUGACACAGAUUUUAUCUGCACUUUUUUCUAAAUGUACUUUUAAUGCCUACAACUUUUAAAUUUUGAAACCUUUGAAACCUUUUAAAAUCUAUUUAGAUGUCUCACAUCAAAAGUGACUCUUGAAGCAACAGUAUUCUCUUAAACUCUUACAGAGUUUUUUUAUUCUUUAAGUAACAAUAAAGAUAAGAUACUGAUAUUUCAUUAAAUACUUUAUUUAACACAUUACUGUUGUGCUCUUUCGUCUCUGAGUUUCCCAUUUCAUUUGUAUCAGUGUCUGCUUUAGCUCCUAGUGUAGCCCCUGGGACAGGCAAAUGAUGGCAAUCGGGUAAGAAUGUAUUCAAACCUAAACUAAGAAGGAUAUAGUGUAAUGUCCUACUCUACAUUACUGUGUAAAUCUGCAAUGUCUUACUUUGUAAAAAAUCCUGCAAAAAAGCAGGAUUUAAUUACAAAGCACUAAUUUUUUUUUUACUUCUAGCGCAGUUUUCUUCCAAUGGUUUUCUUAUACUGGAUUUGGAGCAACCGCCUUGGUCAGUAUUUUCCACAGAUCGGAACCUAUCAGAACCAGAUAAGAACAAUUCUUAACCCCUUAGUUGUCCAAGGGCUUAAAAGUUACAGCAGGGAGAGGCGGCUCUUAGGGGAUGCACACAGACACCUUCCUUUAGGAACUACACUACGGGCCACGAAUUGUUCUGUUAGCCUAUGUU